UGGGGCGAGCGGACGGUGUAGCUAGUCUCCGCUUCGCUGUGGUUGAGAACUGUGCUGCGGAGACGACGGAGCAGGUGUCGUAGGCUUUGUGGUCGUCCAGUCUGUCGUAUGGAGGCGACCUGGUGUUCCUCCCACGCCCACGCCCGCUGUUGAUCCGAAUCGCAGAGUAAGGACUAGAAAGGGGAGAGCUCUGGAUCUGAAGAGAGGCAGUUGGCACGGAAGCAGCGUAGUGGAAUCAACAAGUGUGUGUGCGCGUGUGUUCAUGCCGUAACCUUGUGGGCGUACAGAAACUUGUAGCGUCGCGUCUGUUGUGCGGGAUUCCCUGCUACUCGGAAGAGUUAAUGGACAUCCAUUCAUAGAGCGGGUAGCUCCCACUGCCAUGACACGUCGCCCCGCCUGACAUCGAAGAGCAACUGAACGAGACAUGAAUAUGAAGCCUCUUUGGAUCCUUCCUUGCCUCGUGGUGGUGUUUUCCAUGGUGGCGGAAGUCCACGGCUUCAGCCCGUGUGGCAAGUGUGUGCGCGGAGAAGGCAAGCUCACGUGCCCGAGCGACAUGGUCCCAGAGCGCUUCUCUGUCCUCAUUUCGGACUACAACGAGACGAGCGAGAGCGUGUUCGAGUUGCGGUGCCUGCACGGGGCCAAAACGGUGAACUUCUCUCUGAUUGAUGACUGCAGCUUCCCGAACGUAAAAUACGUGCUUUUCAAUCGGUGCCCAAGGCCCAACGUGACGUUCGCCGAGGUGUUCCGGCGCGUCGGGAUCGAGCCGGAGAACGUCGUCACCUUCUCCUUCCUUUCCGUGGACACCGGCCGCCCCGGCGAGGAUCUGGAGGAGUGGCACUUCCGAGGACUGGGCAACCUGACUAGCCUGAAACUUCGAGGCAACCAUUUCCAGUCUCUGCCGCCGAAUAUCCUUCAAUACACGCCCAAACUGAACUAUUUUCAGCUGUCAUUCAACAAUAUUUCCACCCUCUCAGAAACGCUUUUUCAGAAUACGACCCAACUCAAAAUUCUCCACCUUUACGAAAACCAGUUCACUCACUUGCCUGAUGGACUGUUCAAAAACCUGAAUAAACUUACCAACAUCAGCCUCUGGAGUAACAAUAUUGAACGAAUUAGUCACAAACUAUUCCAAAACCUGCCAUCCUUGUGGUCACUGGAACUAGCCUUUAACAAAAUAUCGACCUUGCAUCCCGAUGCAUUUGCAAGUCUCCCGAAUUUAGGCAAGCUCUUGUUGGUUAGCAACAGGAUCGAGAACCUUCCAGAAUCCUUGUUUAGGAACUGCACCAACUUAGAAUAUGCCCAUAUGAGUAAUAACAGAAUAACGUCCAUGCCUGCAGGACUGUUUAGAGAAACGAAGAAUAUCUACAGCAUAGAGCUCAACAACAACAUGAUAUCCAGCCUCCCAGAUGAUCUAUUUAAGGGACUAAACAACUUAGGAAAGUUAAAGAUGAAAAGAAAUGCACUGAAGACCUUACCCUCAGGCCUCCUGGCAGACCUACCUAAGUUGGAAGUUCUGGAUCUACAGUCAAAUAUCAUUGAAGAACUUCCAUCGGGAUUCUUGGACAAUCAGCGUAUAACGGACAUACUAAUCUUGAAGAACAACAGCCUUGCAGAAUUACCUGAGGGAAUCUUCAAGAACUGCGCGGGGCUCCAGGAACUUUACCUGAGCCACAACAAACUAAGUAUCCUGCAAAACUCCUGGUUUCCUGCACCUGCCACGGCUCUUAGGAAAGUGGACUUGGGGAGCAAUAAUAUCUCAUUCUCGUCGUUUGCAAGUGGACAAGAAAUUUCAGUUGAAGAGAACUUUCCUCUCUUGAAUCAAGUCAACUUAGAGGAACUGUCUCUUGAAGAUAACAGAAUUACAGCUGUUCCCCAAGCAUUUAGUAGUAACUACGUGAACCUCACAAAACUGAACUUGUCUCAUAAUGAUAUUGAGUUUGUGGAUGCCAAUGAUCUUAUCUUUAAAUCCGAUGAAGUGGCUCUUGACCUCAAAUACAACAAAAUCAGAACUAUUAACUUACAACACAUUCAAAAUAUUGCAGCGUAUAAGGUAAUUGAUCUUUCCAUAGCUGGCAACCCACUCGUAUGUGACUGCAAUCUAUACUGGUUUUUAAGAAUACUGCAAGGAAAAGAUUUAGACAGAGAAGUACCUCAACUUCAAGUAAAAAGCCCUGAAAGCCUGACAUGCUCAUACAUCGGCGAUGAGACCACAGACAAACAGCUUCUGCGAGUCAGUUCAGAAAUGCUUACUUGUAGCCUGCAGGAGUGUCCCGAGAGGUGCAAGUGUUUUACAAGGACACAUGACAGGAUGUAUAUUGUCGACUGUGCAUAUCAGAAGCUUCAUGAGAUACCGAGAAUCAUCAGUCAGGAAAAGCAGAAUUUACGCAACUAUUCCCUCACCUUAAAUCUAAGGAACAAUAGUAUUUCUAACCUAGAUCGGGUAGAAGACCCAGAGUACCGCUACUUGGUGAACUUGACAAUUCCAAAUAACAGUCUCAUCUCCUUGAAUGAAUCCGUUCUACCAGACAGCUUACGAGUCCUUGAUAUCCGUGGGAACAACUUUACGUAUUUAGAACCAUCAGUGAUAGACUACUUUAAUAAGACAGAUAUAACUUUAAGUCUUGGAGAGAAUCCAUGGAUCUGUGACUGCAAACUAACCGAUCUCCAAAGCUUCCUCCGAAUUCAAGAACUGAAGGUUUUGGACUUUUACAACAUCCGAUGCACGAAUUUCAACGAGACACUGAUAGACGUGACGGAAGGUGAUCUGUGCCCCAUUAUUUUGCCGCCGGAGGUCAUCAUCGCCAGCACAGUGAUCAGCAUGUUCUUGAUUCUCUCUGGGGUCUUGGCUACUGUUACCUUUUGGAAGUACAAGGAAGAAAUCAAAGUUUGGCUCUUCACUCACCGGUUGUGCCUAUGGGCUGUGGCGCACGAAGAAUUUGAUAACAAGAAGUACGAUGCUUUCAUCAGUUACUCAAAUAAGGAUGAAGAAUUUGUGAACUCUGACUUAGUGCCAGGACUUGAGUCUGGUGACCCAAAGUACAAAGUGUGCUUACACUCUCGUGACUGGUUGCCUGGAGCCUACAUUCAGCAGCAGAUUACCCAGAGUGUGGAAGCAAGUCGCAGGACCAUCGUUGUGCUCUCGUCAAAUUUCAUAGAGAAUGUCUGGGGUCAUCUUGAGUUUAAGACGGCUCACUGCCAAGCUUUGAAAGACAGGCACAACAGAGUUAUUGUUAUUGUACUUGGAGAGGUUCCUCCUGAGAAUGAGCUGGAUGAAGAGCUGAAACUGUACCUCUCAACCAGAACUUACCUCCAGUUCGGUGACCCCAAGUUCUGGGAGAAGUUGCGGUAUGCAAUGCCACACCCCCAUGACCUCAUUUAUAAAAAACAAAGAAAACGGAAAGACACAGACAAAUUAGAAUUGGUGAAAUCAGAUUCAAAGCAGAGUAAGUGAAAAUGAACUUAAUGAAAAAGCACAUUGGAGUUCAUAAGCAGAGUGUGGAAGUGGCAAAUUCCUUUUAGACUUGAAAAUUAGUCUCUGCUUACAAACUUUAUUUACUCAAAAGUACUAAUUACUGUCAUCAUUACCAGUGAUACCUCUAAUUGUACGGAUUGCAAAAA
This is a messenger RNA of Penaeus vannamei (Pacific white shrimp), 3618 nucleotides long. NCBI's taxonomy places the organism in Eukaryota, Metazoa, Arthropoda, Malacostraca, Decapoda, Penaeidae. The record is from RefSeq and is a predicted model, not a curated record.